Molecule: messenger RNA, 750 nt
Organism: Adineta ricciae
Lineage: Eukaryota; Metazoa; Rotifera; Eurotatoria; Adinetida; Adinetidae
Source: the annotation of a GenBank genome assembly
AUGAUAUCAAGUUUAAUAUUCUUUGGUUUAAUACAAACAGCUCUUGAAAUGUGUCAACUAGUUUUGAAUAUCUUAUUACGAGAUACACCAACAGAUUAUAAUACAAUUUAUAAAAAUUAUUUUGCUUUAUCUCAAAUAUACAGAAACCGGAAAGAAUGGAGAAAAGCAAUUCUAUGUGCAACGAAAGCAAUUGAAACAAAACGUCUUUGUCAUAUAACAGAUCAAGAUAGUAUUCGUCUAUUGGAAAAUCAGAUCGAAUCAUUAAAAUGGAAAAUGAGUAUUGAUACAAGAGAAAGAUCUGACAAAAGCUCAAUUGAUUUUUCUCCACAAGAAAUAAUUGAAGUUUGCACGUACAAUCCUGAGCACGAAUUAUUUGCAUUUGAUCUCUCGGAACUUGAACGGAAACCUGAAAAAGUAACAGAAUCCUUGGUUACAGAUGAGAUGUUAAAAGAAAUCGCGGGUCUACUAUUAAAAGAUCUGAUCGAUGAACGUCAUUAUACAGGUGAUAGCGAGUGCAGAGUUACUAUUGCAAUUGCUUUUAAAUUAGCACAAAUGAACACGAGUUCAUUGUCGCCAGCAAUGAUCGAAGCAGCAUUGACAAUACUUAUUGAUCGAGUGAAUGAUCCUGACACAUAUGAAGAUUACUUGACUAGAGUAAUGAGAAUAUCGCCGUUUAACAUUUGGUAUUCAGAUGAACAUGGCAUCCGUAUUUUUCGAUAUCAGCCAAAAUCCAAACAGUUACAAAAAUAA